Molecule: messenger RNA, 1263 nt
Organism: Eruca vesicaria subsp. sativa (arugula)
Lineage: Eukaryota; Viridiplantae; Streptophyta; Magnoliopsida; Brassicales; Brassicaceae
Source: the annotation of a GenBank genome assembly
AUGAUUCGAGGAGCGCUUCUUGGAAUCAUCUGGAUGACAUAUUGUGUUUGCGCAUCAUUCCAACAAGAGACGACGUUCAUCUACAAUGGCUUCCACCAAGGAGACCAUCAUAUUCACCUACAGGAAGGUGCAAAAAUCAUUCCAAAAAAAGAUGUCCUGCAACUGACUAAUGCAACCUCAACACAAAUAGGUCGUGCUUUCUUCGCCAAGCAUAUUGAGUUCAAACCAUCUGAACCUGUCUCGUUCUCUACUCAUUUUGUGUGCGCGCUAGUCCCUGUAACUGCGGUGAGUAGCCAUGGCAUGACGUUUUUUGUGUCUCAUUCCACUGAUUUCAAAGGGUCCCAACCAUCUCGAUACUUCGGGCUUUUCAACGCAAAUGGAUCUGCUUCCACACGUGUGUUGGCUGUUGAGCUUGAUAUUGCAAAAGCUGAAGAUGUUCUCGACAUCGAUGAUAAUCAUGUUGGGAUUGAUGUGAACAGCGCAGUGUCUGUGGUCUCUGCUCCCGCUUCUUAUUUCUCAGACAAAGAAGGUCGGAAGAUAGAUAUGAAACUCGUGAGUGGCGAACCUAUCCAGGUUUGGGUGGAUUAUGAAGGAACAACACUCAACGUUUCAAUUGCUCCUCUUCAUAACCAGAAACCAAGCCGACCUCUUUUGUCAUCAACAUCCAUCAACCUUACGGAGAUUGUGCAAGGUAGAAGAAUGUUUGUAGGGUUUUCAGGUUCAACGGGGUCAGGCGUGGUCAACCAGUAUGUACUCGGGUGGAGUUUUAGCAAAAGCAUGGCGUCGCUUCAGAAGAUUGACAUCUCAAAACUUCCCAAAGCUCCUCAUCCUAGCAAUAAAAAUAAGUAUAAAUCUAUUCUGCUUGAUGUUCUGCUUGGUUUACUAGGUUUAUUAGUUUUGGGGCUUCUCUUGGGAGCUUAUAUCUAUAGGAGAAACUUGUAUGCGGAAGUGAAAGAGGAUUGGGAAAAGGAGUAUGGUCCACUAAGGUAUUCCUACAAAUCUCUGUACAAAGCAACAAAAGGGUUUAGUAAAACUGAAUUUCUUGAUGCAAGACCGUCUAUGGAACAAGUGGUGCAGUACUUAAAUGGAAAUGUAGCGAUGCCUAAGAUUUGGCCAUAUUCUCCCGGAAUUGGAGCUCUCACUCCAACGACGCUUUCACCAAAACAGCUCUCGCUCGAAUCACUAUCACUAUCAAUGUCUUCUUCCUUAUCCAACAACUCAAUGUUUAUUACCAAUACGAUCCAAUACGGGAGUGGGCGGUGA